Cannabis sativa is the source of this 1468-nucleotide messenger RNA. RefSeq lists its product as uncharacterized. Gene Ontology annotation, biological process: proteolysis. The coding region runs from base 103 to 477 and encodes 124 amino acids. Gene Ontology annotation, molecular function: cysteine-type peptidase activity. The transcript is spliced from 3 exons. Lineage: Eukaryota; Viridiplantae; Streptophyta; Magnoliopsida; Rosales; Cannabaceae. The record is from RefSeq and is a predicted model, not a curated record.
GUAAACUUUAUUAAAUUCUUUAGUGCUAAUUGUUCAUUUCUAUAUUAUGUCUUCAAAUUAUUUUUAUACUAUCUUACUUAUAUUCCAAUAUAAUUUUCUAGGAUGCAUUGGACGCUAGUGGUGGUUGCGCCAAGGAAAAUUAUCCAUUUAAACCCUGUAAAAGGCCGCCCAAUUCCCGAAGAAAUAGAACAAAUGAUCGGAAGGGCAUUCAUGUAUAUAGGGGACGCACAUCAGUAUCUUGGCCCGUGGCAAGGAAUUUCACAAGCAAACUGUCCAAGACAACCUAAAAGCCAAGAAUGCGGUUUUUAUGUUUUGAAAUAUAUCACUGACAUCGUCGCACGUGCCAACCCCAACCGUUACAUAGAAGAUCAAAAAGCUUUUGGGGGUAAGAAGCAAUACGAUCCAAAAACAGAAUUGUUACCACUACAGCGAAAGUGGAUCGAACAAUUGAUGGCGGUGAUUCACGGUGACGAUUGAGGUUCAAAGGUCGAAGAAUUUUUCUUCAUUAUGUAAUUUUUAUAGAUUAACUUGUAAUUAGAUUUAUUAACUUAUUAAUAUUUUUAACUAAUUUUACAUGUUUGUGUAAUAUUUAAUUAUUUUUAUGAAAUCAAAUUAUAUUUUUACCCAAAUUUAAUUACUAUUUAAUUUAAAAUGUAAUUAAUAUAUAAUUAAAUUAAAUAAAUAUGUAAUUUAAAAUUUAAAUAAAUAUGUAAUUUAAAUUAAAUAUAAUAAUAUAUAAAUUAAUAAAUAUAAAAUUAAAAUUAUAUAAUUAAAUUAAAAAAAAUGAAAAAAACUGAAAUCUGCUCACUUUUGGCGUCGGUUCCUACGCCAUAUAUGGCGUCGGUUAUUGGCUAGGAACCGACGCCAUAUAUACCCCUAUGGCGUCGGUUCCUAGCUAAUAACCGACGCCAUAGGGGUAUAUAUGGCGUCGGUUCGUAUAAACCCUUUAGCGUCGCCCUGAUCAGCGUCGGUAGCGAAUUUCGCGAAAACCGACGCCUAAAGGGCUUAAAAACCGCCUCUAAAGGGUAUUUUUGUAGUAGUGCACUAACUGAUCGGACGAUUCAACAAUUACUGGAGGUUCAUUCGAUUGCAUAAUCAACUCUCCAAGAUCAACCGUCAACACAAAAUUGGCAGAGUUAGAAUCACUAACAACAUCUACAUCAGUCUCAUCUUCGUUGUCAUUAAUGUCCCAAAUUUGUCGAUGGCUAAUAUCUUCAACAACCUUCCAAUCGCGACCUCUGAGUGGAUCUUCAAGAUAGAAAACUUGCUUCGCCUGGUUAGCAAGGAUGUACGGUUCAUCUUGAUACCAAUAUCCACGAGUAUUUAUACUAGUUAUAUUAUUUUCAGUGAUUGUCUUCUUUCUUAAUGGAUUAGUGUUAUACCAUUUACAUUCAAACAAUGACACUGUAUAUGCACCAGUAUAAGACAUAGUGAUUACAUCUUCAAGUGUGCCGUAGUAAUUAAACCC